Messenger RNA from Staurois parvus, 331 nucleotides. NCBI's taxonomy places the organism in Eukaryota, Metazoa, Chordata, Amphibia, Anura, Ranidae. The record is from the annotation of a GenBank genome assembly.
UCAAUACUGCAAGUGGUUCUAAUUUACUAUCGCUGUUCCCUAGCCGGUCUAAAACCGCUUUUGACCUAAAGGGAUGCUUUUUGGACACCAUGGACGUUUCUCAGUUUCCAGGCAAAAAGAACAGUAAAAAUGCAGGCAGGGCACAGGACAAAGCACUAGGGACAAAAUGUAUGUGAAAUGGUUUGAUACAGUAAUGUUAUACUUUCUACAAUUUUCAAAUUUCCCGCCAGUUCCGUCCCCAUACGUCUUGACGUCGCAGGGAAUGGAACCCGGAAGACAGAUGCCGGAAUCGGCCAGAGGACAUUGCCGGGGGGACACUACAGGGAGGACA